AUGGAAGCAUUUGAUCCGAGUUUGUUGGAUGUCAGCUGGGAUGAUGAGUUGGAUUUCAAGGUAGCUGGUGGUGAAGAUGAUACAGUUAUGUAUCGACAGAAGCCUUGGAUCCAGGCGAUAAUCGUGUGUAUAGAUUGUCAUGACUUUGGUUUGUCGAUGAUGGGUAUGGAUGAAUUCUUCAAUACUUUAGAAUCUUUCGUACGUUCUAGAGUAUGUCAGAGUGUUCAAGAUAGGAUGUCAAUAGUAUUGUUUGGUUCUGAAUUAAGUGCAAAUGAGUUUAAUAUUAGUGGUAUUACUGAGCUUAAUAUAUUGUCUGUACCGGGUGCAGAUUUGAUAAAUCAAUUGAGGGAAUUACAGCAAAUGUCUGUUGACGAUUUCAAGAGCAAAUACAAAACGGCGCAAAAUAUGAGACGUUCCGCUGUGCCUCUAAGUCAUUUAUUCAGAUUCUGUCUUAGAGAAUUCAAGGUCAGAGGUCCUGCUAACAAAUUUUCCAGAAGAGUAGUUAUACUGAGCAACAGGGAUGAUCCAUGCCAUUUUAUACAGUCAGAUACUCAGGUCAGCUUGCAACUUGCCAGAGACCUUUUGAGAAAUGGAUGUCUAAUAGAUCUCCUUUCACUCAACAACAGUUUCGACUGGGAUAAAUACUGGUUUCCUAUAGUCAAAGAUUCCUUCUCUCUUAAGCAAAAGCAAGAUACCGAAGAUGCAGGCUGCGAACUUGACGAUAACGCGCUUAAACGAAUAAUUCAGGAGGACGCAAGCCGGAUUCAGUCAUUGUUUAUGUCAUUGGACAAUCGGAUGAAGAGACAAAGAACCUUCCAGAAGACACGGUUGAUCUUGCAGAAGGAUUUGUAUGUUGGAAUAAAUGUGUUUGUCGUUGUCAUGUCGGCUAAGAAGCCUACGCCUAUAAAGCUAAGAGCGAGUGACCACAAGCCGAUUAAGACUGAGACAAAGUACUUACAGACGACGACAGGUCAGUCAUUGGCAAAACAGGAGCUGGUUUCAUAUUAUGAUUUGGGUGAUGGAAACAUAGUUGAAUUCUCGGGGAGCGAUUUGAGGAGGCUAAAAGGACAUGUGACAUCCACCACAGAAGACAUAGCUACAGAGGGCGUGGCUAAACAAGCAAAAGAAAGAACGGAACAAGAUUCAGCCACGGAUCGGGCGGGUGAUAGUGGAGCAGCGACAUACAGCGGUAGUUCCGCUGAUAUAGCUUUAUCAAGAACAGCUAGGAUGCGGUUAGAAGGUUUUAUUGACGAGUAUCAGCGCUAUAGAUACUGUGUCGGCGACAGUAUCCAUUUCAUAUAUGCCUCUGAUGAGUUGGUGGAGGGAAGUCGUCUGUUUCUUGACUCCUUAAUCGAAGCUAUGACUUUAAAAAAUGUUUACGGAUUGAUCUCCUGGCAAUUCCGGGACAACUCGUCGCCUAAGUUUUACUGUGCCGUUCCCUACCUCGCUCCCGCAAGCACUCCAGGCCUAUACCUUCUGGCAAUACCAUACAUCGAUGACUUACGGAUGCCGUGGACAUACGCAGACUACAACCCACACCUACUCCACCAGUAUGGUCUUCACUCCCAAACCCAUAAUCAUGACACGGAAGAUGUUCGAGAUCACGAAUUAAAAGACCAAGUGGAAACUAAAAUGAAGUACGUGCUAGAAAAUCUAACUGCCCCACAAGAUUGGAAUCCACAAAAAAUACGGAACCCAGUCCUUACCAAAUUCUGGGCAGGAUUGGAGACACUGGCUUUAAGUGAAGCCGAUAUGGCUCCGGACUGGGUUGAUGAGUCUCUGCCCAGAUUGCAUAAAAGACCACCCGUCACAGACGACCCGUCUCAGGACGAACGGGGAACGGAACGGGGAACGGAACAGGGAACGGAACAGAGAACGGAACGCAGCGAUGACCAGCUCGCUAACGAAAAUAUGGUCCCGGAUGAGGUAUGGCAGGCUGCUAAGGACUUACACGCACUCCUGGCCUUGGGACGAACCACAGGCACCAAGCGGGGCACAGCCUCUUCUCGAACUUCCACCAAGAGAAGCAAUGCUACUAACCCGGCCGCUUUAACGAAGCUCAAGGAGGACAUUGCUGCAGCCAAUCUCCGCAGUCAAAAGGUCACUGAACUCAAAAUUCUCCUGCAACAGGCCGGCCUGCCCGUAUCCGGUCGCAAGGACGAGCUUAUCGAACGGCUCCAAACCUUCGCCGCCAGCUCCGACUAA
Messenger RNA from Gregarina niphandrodes, 2205 nucleotides. Its product is annotated as Ku70/Ku80 amine-terminal alpha/beta domain protein. The record is from RefSeq and is a predicted model, not a curated record. Lineage: Eukaryota; Apicomplexa; Conoidasida; Eugregarinorida; Gregarinidae. The transcript is spliced from 2 exons. Gene Ontology annotation, biological process: cellular response to gamma radiation; telomere maintenance; cellular response to X-ray. Gene Ontology annotation, cellular component: Ku70:Ku80 complex; nucleus. Gene Ontology annotation, molecular function: damaged DNA binding; telomeric repeat DNA binding; double-stranded DNA binding. Bases 1 to 2205 code for a protein of 734 amino acids.